Molecule: messenger RNA, 2555 nt
Organism: Branchiostoma belcheri (Belcher's lancelet)
Lineage: Eukaryota; Metazoa; Chordata; Leptocardii; Amphioxiformes; Branchiostomatidae
Product: transcription factor Ovo-like 2
Exons: 6
Coding region: 148-1071 (307 amino acids)
Biological process (GO): regulation of transcription by RNA polymerase II; epidermal cell differentiation
Cellular component (GO): nucleus
Molecular function (GO): DNA-binding transcription factor activity, RNA polymerase II-specific; RNA polymerase II cis-regulatory region sequence-specific DNA binding
Source: RefSeq, a predicted model, not a curated record
CCCCUUUGGUCGCUAGAAUCGUCUGUCCGAGAAGCAUCGUGCGAGCGUUGUUACGGUUUACCCACAGCAGCCAGCGGCAAAGUGCACCAGCGGUCUGACGGUCCGUCCAUUCUAUCCGCCAAGUUACAGGAAGUGAAGUAGCGGGAAAUGCCGAAGUCGUUCCUCGUGAAAUGUCGGAGCUCCGGUCGCGAGGGCCCGCCGCCGGUGUACCCGGACACCAGCUACUUUUCAGUUCAGUUAUCCCCGCCCCCUGGAGCUGUCGCUUCGUUCGACUUCCAACCAACAUCAGCGCACGCGCAGCAAACCGUCCCACCAGAGAGCUCCAGCUGUGCGUCCGAGAGCGCCGCCCUACCGGCAGAGGGAUCGAAGAAAAUCUCCCCAGCCAAGACGGAGAAUAGGAAGACCAGCAAACCCGUUGCCAAGGUUACCGGAACCCAGUCCACCGUCAAACAGGAACGCCCCAGCCCCGCCAAACCGCUCAACGAAGCCCGGCCUUUCGUCUGCUCUCUCUGCGGCAAGGACUUCGCUGUGCAGCGCAUGCUCAACAGACACAUGAAGUGCCACAGCGCCACCAAGCGGUACAAGUGUGAACACUGUCCCAAGGGAUUCAACGACACGUUCGACCUGAAACGUCACGUGCGCACACACACGGGAAUUCGGCCAUACAAGUGCGAGGAGUGCGGGAAGGGCUUCACUCAGAGGUGUUCCCUGGAGUCUCACUACAAGAAGGUGCACGGGUUCACCCUCAGCUACGGCUACAAGGAACGGAGGGAGAAGAUCUAUGUGUGUGAGGAGUGCGGUCACGCGACCAUGAGUCCGGAAGAGCACCUGGAGCACCUGAAACAGGUGCACCCGGACAACCCUGCCCUCAACAAGAGCUUCGAACGGAAACACCUGCUGAAGAAACAAACGGAAGAAACGAAGGGAGAAGGUACGUCAACUCCAGACCACAUGGAGACAGACAGUGACGACAGCACGGGGGAUAAAAAAGAAGAGGAUAAUAAAAGAAAGGACAAUGGAAAACAGAAACUACCAGCGGCGAAGAGGAUACGAGCAGAGACAGCCGCGUGAUGACUUACUAGACCAGUGACAUUACUUCAAAAUUUACAUGGAACAUUCAACAACUCAUGUACACUACCAUCAAUAUGCAGUACUCAUAAACUUCUUUUAUGUAUAGAAUGGCGUAGACACCACUAUAUAUUUUCUGACCAUGCAGGGAAACUAGUGUAUUUAAACUUAACUUUGUCAACAAAGCACAAUGGAAGAUACUAACCAAACCAAAUUUAUGAAAACCAAGUUAUAUUUACAAUCAAACCAGCGAGGGAAGUGAAAGAACAUCCCCUAAAAUUUGCCAUAAUAGUUAAUUUGUUUUAUUAUUUGCGGAAUCACUCCGGGGCUUUGUUUUCACUAUCAACAGCACAAUGCAUGCUGGGGACUUUGCCAGGUCAAAGGGUAUUUGGGCAGUGCAUUGUGGGAAUAAUUGGCUGCUACCACGAAACUACUAGGGAUUCUUGGCUGUGUAGGGUUUGAGGAGAUUCUAUUUUUCUUACGUAAGUUGUAGUUAGGUAUGUAAGGAUUCUAAGAUAUAUAUUCUUGAGAGGGGAUGUUAACCAGAGAACUUCUUGCACGACAUUUGAAACAACCUUCAAGGAUUCUAAACUCCUUACAGGUAAUGUGAUGAUAGAAAUGUAUCGCCUGGGUAAACGUGUUUGACAUACCUGUAUUUCUGAAACCAUUAUGAAAAGAUUAAGUGACGCAAAUUUGAAAGGCGAGAUAUUACAUGUAUGUGUACAGCUAGCUGUAAGAUUGCAUCCACCAGUUUCCCAUCCCCAGAAUGCAACGCGAAAACGCGGGGGUAACCCUCAUUUGUAUAGGGCUGGAAGGCAUCGAAAUGAUUAACAUUGAUUGCUCAACAUUAAUUAGAUUAAUAUGGGCAGAAUCUGACAACAAAUAGAGAAUGAAGUUUUAGUGUUCUUUUCAACAUGGAACAUGUGGUUUGUAAUGAAAAUGUAACAGCAUCAGUAUGUCGUUACCACUAUAACGUUCUCUUUUUAUUGUCAGAUUCAACCCAUAGUAAUUUAAUUAACCUUGAGUAUAAAAUGAAACCGACACCUCAAAACACACUGAAAAACAAGUUGUUUAACGUCACCAGGAUCAUUCCGAUGCCUGCCUGCCCUAUGCAAAUGAGGGUUACCCCUGCGUUUUCGCGUUGCAUUCUGGGGAUGGGAAACUGGUUGAUAUCAAGGCUUCAACAUAACCCGAACUAUGCAGGACGUAUAUAUCUAGAUGUGUCAAACUGGGGCGGUAGAUUUUCAUGGUUUGCUAUAGAAUGUGCAAUAUCCUCCGGGUACGGAAUUCUAGCUACCGCUGCUAUGCACUUCUCGUUGUACAUAAUGGUGGGUACGGCCAUGUUUUGCAUAAAUUAGCAUAUAUUUAUCUAUAUUUGGACGUGAUGAACCGUGGUGCAAUAUUUCGUGAAGAUGGUUAGGGAGAAUUGAUAUGGUUUUCGCUGUGGGAUAACUUCGGUGCCAAUAAAGAGAGCUUAGAUUUAAAUU